CUCAUAACAAGCUGCUGGACAACCAUAAGGCCAUUCCACCACAACAUCGCCCACCAACACCACACCACCACCACUCCUCCCCCAUGCGCCCGUCGUCACGAUAGUCUUUGCUGCUUGCUCGGGAGAAGGCUGUGCGCUGCUGCGGCGAUUGCUCGACUCACCACCCUUUCUGCUCCCGCAUUGCUACCACCACCACCGCCGCACCCACGCUCCCGCCCAUUGCUCGCGUGCCUGCAGCUCGACGACCAGGCGCAUCGAUAACAGUCUGGUAGCGACUGCCGCGAAGAAGGCGCGACGGACCACCACGCGACUUCCUCACCACAGCAGCCAUGCCGCACCAGUCUCGCUCCAGCGUCCAGGAAGCGGCUGCCGUGACUUCGUUCGGGCAGGUGAUUGAAUACAUCCAAGAUCGUCUGUACCUCGCAUCAUACACGCACACGCCCGACGAGAGCACGCCGUUUCCAUACCCAGCAAAACAGAGCCGGUCGCCACACAAGUCCAGAUCAUCACGAGCACAAGCAGGGCCACAGUCUGCUGCAGCCUCCCCGCAGCACCCGCCAUUCUACUUCUCCAUCGACCACACGCUGCUCUACAAUGCCUUCCACGCCGACUUUGGCCCGCUCCACAUCGGUCAUCUGUACCGCUUUGCCGUUCAGCUUCACGAAGUGCUUGGACACCCCGACAACGAGAAUCGACCCGUGGUAUUCUGGAGUCACGCUGAUUCGAGAAGUCGUGCCAAUGCGGCAUGCAUCCUUGCAACUUACAUGGUCCUGAUCCAGAACUGGCCUCCACAUCUCGCGCUUGCGCCCAUUGCGCAAAUGGACCCUCCAUGCAUGCCAUUCCGCGAUGCAGGAUACAGCCAGGCCGACUACUCGCUCACCAUCCAGGAUAUUGUCUAUGGUGUCUGGAAAGCGAAGGAAGAGAAUCUCGUGGGCCUGAAGGAAUUCAGCUUGGAAGAGUAUGAGAAGUACGAGCGAGUCGACAUGGGUGAUUUCAACUGGGUUUCACCUGACUUCCUCGCCUUCGCAUCACCACAACAUCAGCCCACACAUAUCUUCCAGCCCAGCGAGCCUCUGUACGCUCAGCUUCCGCGAUCAGUGUCGGCAGUGAAACGCGAUCCGACUCUUCCAACGCCAUUCAAGAAUGUGCUCACCCACUUCGCGGAGCGCGGCAUCGGGCUCGUGGUACGACUCAACUCGGAGCUGUACUCGCCCAGCUAUUUCACUGCGCUCGGAAUCAAGCACCUCGACAUGAUCUUUGACGACGGAACUUGCCCGCCGCUGAACCUGGUCAAGAAGUUCAUCAGUCUUGCGCACCAAAUGAUCAACGAAAAGGGCAAGGGUAUUGCAGUGCAUUGCAAAGCUGGUCUCGGCCGUACCGGCUGCCUGAUCGGCGCAUACCUGAUCUACCGAUAUGGCUUCACAGCAAACGAAGUAAUAGCAUUCAUGCGUUUCAUGCGACCCGGUAUGGUCGUUGGUCCUCAACAGCACUGGCUCCACUUGAACCAAGGCACUUUCCGAGAAUGGUGGUUCGAGGACAGUAUGCGCGAGAAGAUUAUGGCUUCGAUGCAGCCAGCGACUCCCACAAGAUUACAGCAAUCGAACAGCCGAAGACUUGCCAGCAAUGGCCAGACUUUCACACCUCCGAAUGCUGACCGCCAUCAGACGAGCCCACGCAGGGCACUGGGCGAAAUCACCAACAACGAGGGAGCUCCCGCAUCAGCCUACACCGAUCACAUGAAAAGCAGUGUUGGCGUAGCAGACGAGAACCUGCCAGCACCAACUCCAGGGCAGCCUCGAAAGACGAACAAGGUUUACGGUGGUCGUAGAAUCAUGACCGAGAACCAGCCUUUGAAUCUCAAAGCAGAAUCAGAAUCUGUCAGCACGAGCCGGACACGAGGAUCUAACGAGACCGAAGAGGAGUACGCACUUCGAAUGCUGUCCCGCAAGGCUAGCCACUCCCCGGCGAAUCGCAGCAGCGCAAAGCGAAGAGCCGUCUCUUGUACCACUACGACAACCACAACGACAAAGUGGGAAGCGCCUUCCGACACGAGCGAUGGCGAGAAUCGCCCUGGAUCUGGCGACGAGUUGACCGGAGUCACGAGUCCCAGCAAGCCACCGCGAACACCCGCUCGGAGUGGCAGUGGAGUCGGCACACUCAGCGUGGGCAAGCGCUCUUCACCUGUCCGCCGCAGCACAGAAAGCAAGAGUGCAGUGCGGAAAACCAGUGGUCGUGUUGGAAGUGUGGGAACUGUACGAGGGCACAAAGCUUCAUGAACCGACAGCCGCAAUCUUACGAACGAUUGAUUGUCUCCUUUUUGAGCGCCGGUCACCCCCGGCCCAUUGUUGUUGUUGAUGUGUGAUAAAAGCGUCUCCGAGGCGAAGACGACAAGACGAUGUGCAUCUCUGUUCUGGCGAGGCGUUGGUGGUUCUUUUUUGCAGGAAUGGGUUUUCGUACCGGUCGGCUCGUCAUCAUGAGGCAUGGGAAUGGGAAAUUGUUUUUUGGUCAAUGAGAAUCUUUUCUGAAAAAGACAUUCAGACAGUGUGUUAACGAUGAAAUUUUACUAUCGACG
Molecule: messenger RNA, 2572 nt
Organism: Cercospora beticola
Lineage: Eukaryota; Fungi; Ascomycota; Dothideomycetes; Mycosphaerellales; Mycosphaerellaceae
Gene: CDC14
Product: phosphoprotein phosphatase CDC14
Biological process (GO): regulation of exit from mitosis; positive regulation of cytokinesis; protein dephosphorylation
Cellular component (GO): mitotic spindle; cytoplasm; nucleolus
Molecular function (GO): protein tyrosine/serine/threonine phosphatase activity; protein serine/threonine phosphatase activity; protein tyrosine phosphatase activity
Source: RefSeq, a predicted model, not a curated record